Cicer arietinum (chickpea) is the source of this 984-nucleotide messenger RNA. RefSeq names its product dormancy-associated protein homolog 3-like. The record is from RefSeq and is a predicted model, not a curated record. Lineage: Eukaryota; Viridiplantae; Streptophyta; Magnoliopsida; Fabales; Fabaceae.
CGUUUGGGCCCAUGUGCAAGGCGAUCAUGCUUAUCAUAACGUGAACACAGAUCCAAGUGGACACGUCACUAUCCCCAACUUCAAUUGCAACGAACGGUAGAGAUUUGAGUAGACCCUACAAAGUUGUUCGAUGUUUAACGCCCAGCCUUCAUUAAAUAAGACAUGGAUGAGUCGCAUUACUAUCUCUUACACCGUCACCUGGUCAUUGGGAUCGCAGAUACGCUUCAUCUGCUAAAAUACGCCUCAUCCUUAUGGGCCUUCUCGACCAGUUAUGGGAUGACACCGUCGCCGGUCCUAGGCCCGAGAACGGCCUCGGCAAGCUCCGAAAGCACAACACCUUCGCUUCCCGUUCUACCUCCGGCAAGGAAAUGGAGACUGGAAUCGUGAGAUCGUACGGUGAGGAAUCAUUGGAGCAGGUAACGAGAGUAACCCGUAGUAUCAUGAUCGUGAAACCGCCAGGUUACCAAAGUGGGUCGCCACCGAUUUCUCCCGCUGGUUCUACUCCUCCGGUGUCUCCGUUUUCGGGAACUAGAGAGUCCUUUCGGUUUCGGAGAAGGUCAACGUCGGAUGCGUACGAGAAGAGAGGCCAAAACAGAUCAAACCCUUCUUCUCCUUUCGAUGAGUGAGAAAUGAGCCACAUUUUCUCGACUUUGGAAGCUGAGGAUGUUACCUUUUGGCCUUUGCUGUAAUAUUUUUUGUUUAGUUAUUUGUGUGCAUGUAUCUUUAUAUGAGUUGAGUUGAAGUUUUGUGCUGCAGUUCACGUUAGGCAUGAGGCUCUGUUUGGUUAAGCUUCUUUUAAGUUUGAAUUAGGUAAGCAGUGUUAAUGGUUUUAAGUUGUAAGUAAAGAAGUGCAAAGGGUAGGGUAGCAGUGUAUCUAUCUUGUAAUAUGUAUGUGUAUAUAGAGCCUUUAAUUUACUGUGUUCUUGUUUUAAUUACCUUGUAAGUUUUCUCUUGCUGAAUAACAACCUACUUAGUUCUUGUCAA